Molecule: messenger RNA, 731 nt
Organism: Paramecium sonneborni
Lineage: Eukaryota; Ciliophora; Oligohymenophorea; Peniculida; Parameciidae
Source: the annotation of a GenBank genome assembly
AUGUAUUUUAGCAAUAAAUCAUCUUCAUUUAGCAAUGCAGAAACCAAUACAGAGAUAAAUAUACUUUUUGAUUCAAUGAUACAUGUUGAUUAGAUGUCUAAAAUGAAUAAUACAAAGAUGCGUUUAUAUUGUUAAUUAUAAGAACAUGGAGGAAAAUUGUAUAAAUUAUUUUAUAAAUCUAAGGCCUAACUUUAAUAAAUUAAUAUUUGAUCCUUCUAGUUUGGGAAGAUAUAAAAAUUUCAUUGGUGCCUCUUCAAAGAUUGCAAAUUACAUAAAACUACUAGAUCCGACGAUUAGAUAGAAAUUUAUUGUUGACGAUAAAUAUAAUGACUAUAUAAAGUAUAUACAUUUAAAUUUAUAUUAAAAGGUAAUCUGUACAUACAAAAAAAGAAUGUGAUAAAAUUAAAGCCUUAAUUAAUGAACACAAUUCAAUUUAUACUCUUAAUCUUAAAGGAUUAGUUGGAAAUGAUUAUACUAAUAAAGUCUAUAAAAAGAAGAUUCCUCAUAAACUGUCAUCUAUUUCUACUGAAAGAAAUUCAGAAUCAAAAAUAAACUAAGAAAUUAAAGAUGUUGAUUUAACUAGAAUUCAUGCUACUUAAAGAGGAAGAAAAGUAAAAGUUAAACCUUUAAAAUCUAAUUAAGAAUCAGAAUUGUAUUUUAAUGAUUCUCCUAGAAGUGUACCUUUGUAACCGAUUAAACGAUCUUAAUUGUACUAACUCUUUGUUAAUUGA